This is a messenger RNA of Hypoxylon fragiforme, 1592 nucleotides long. Its product is annotated as general substrate transporter. Gene Ontology annotation, biological process: transmembrane transport; carbohydrate transport. The transcript is spliced from 8 exons. Gene Ontology annotation, molecular function: carbohydrate:proton symporter activity. Gene Ontology annotation, cellular component: membrane. Lineage: Eukaryota; Fungi; Ascomycota; Sordariomycetes; Xylariales; Hypoxylaceae. The record is from RefSeq and is a predicted model, not a curated record. Bases 72 to 1592 code for a protein of 506 amino acids.
GAACCGUAAAGUGUGUAAACCAGAGUUCUCAACACUCAACACGUUACAGCCUCUUAGAUUUGGGGCAUACCAUGAUCGCCAUGACGUUUAAAGACGAUGAAACUAUACGUGCCCAUUGGCGAUGUUUUGUUGCUUGUGGCUUAAUGGUUCUAUCGCCAUUCCAAUAUGGCAUUGAUUUUGGCUUGAUAGGAGGCAUGCAGGCGAUGCCGGGGUUUCUCAAAAUAUAUGGUCACCCGGCUCCGAAUACAGCAAUUGGCUGGAAUAUUUCGACAGUACGACAACAGUUAAUUACAUCUCUAAUGACGCUCGGUGCGUUCGUGAGCUCAGCUACUGCCGGUAUAGUGGCCGCCAAAUUCGGUCGAAAAUCUUGUCUGUGGUUGGCAUCUCUAGGCUGUGUCGUCUCAAACAUCAUUAUGAUGACCACAGUCGACAUCAACGCGCUUUACGUAGGACGUUUAUUGAACGGAUUGGCAAACGGUUACUUCAUGACCUUCUCUCAGCUAUUCAUCCAAGAGAGCAGCCCAGCCAAGUACCGUGGGCUUUUCUUGACUGCAUUUCAGUUCUGCACCUCCUUCGGCACAUUAAUUGGCACAAUCGUUGACUGGGCGACAGCAGCCCGUCCAGAUCGAUCAGCAUAUCUUAUACCCCUCGGACUUAUCUUUAUUAUACCCUUCUUCUUGUCGAUUGGCAUGUUCUUUAUACCAGAAUCACCGCGUUGGUUGAUUUUACAAAAUCGGAUUGAAGAAGGACGGAAGGCUUUGGAGUGGCUUAGACCAACUGGCGCACAAGUCGACGUUGAAGUUGCAGAGAUCAAAGCGGCCAUCGAUAAAGAACGCGAGAUGGGCAGCCAGGUCAGCGUUGUGGAUAUGUUCAAGAACCCUAUAGAUCGGAGACGUACCGCUCUUGCUGUUUGCGGAGUAACUUUACAAGCCGCCACAGGAUCUAUGUUCAUUAUCUCAUACAAGGCCUACUUCUUUACGAUGGCCAAAGUAGCGGAUCCUUUCGCAAUGGGCUGCGUCCUGAGCGCUAUCGGUUUAUUUGCCAUCGCCCUUAACUCCUUAAUUGUAGUGCGCUAUGGUCGCCGCCGUGUACUACUCAUGGGCGGCCUGGGCACUUGCGGGAUCCUCCAAUUGAUCGUUGCCAUAGUGUAUGACAAGAACCCCGGUGCGACUACGACGGGUCAAGUUCUUGUAGGUCUAUCCUGCCUCUACAUGAUGAGUUACAACGGUAUGGUUGCUACUUAUGCAUGGCUAUGCGGUGGCGAGCUUCCGUCUCAAAGACUGCGCAGCUAUACGUUCGGACUAGCGGCAGCUGCAGGGUUCUUUGCGGCGUGGCUUACUACAUUCACGGCUCCUUAUUUUAUCAAUCCAGAUUCGCUUAACUGGGGACCGAGAUAUGGAUAUAUUUGGUGCCCCAGUUCUAUUAUAGCCGGAAUCUGGGUGUUCUUCUUUCUACCCGAGGUCAAGGGCCGAACAUUGGAAGAAAUUGAUGAAAUGUUCGAAGCGAAGCUCCCUGCGCGAAAGUUUAGAGGUUAUACGUGUAUUCGCAGAUUGUCCAUAGAGGAGAAGCCAGAUACUCAACACGAGGAAUAA